GCCUGGUCCUGACCUCUGUCGCUGGGGGCCUUCCCGGGCCUGGCCUGGUUUGUGUUUCAGCAGUCAGAAAAGUUUGCAAAGGUGGAAAGUCAAUACCAACUAUUGAAAAUAGAAACCCACGAGUUCCAAGGACUUCAGAGUAAGAUCAGUUUAAUUUCAGAAAAGUGUCAGAAAUCUGAAGCUAUCAUGGAACAAUUGAAGUCUUUUCAAAUAAUUGAUCAUCUGCAGCGUCUACAUGAAGAAAUUUAUGAGGUAAAAACUUGGUCCAACAAGAUAAUUGAAAAACAGGAUAUACUGAACAACAAUUUGACAGCUCUUUCUCAAGACAUUACAAAAGUAAACCAAAGCACAACUUCCCUGGCAAAAGAUGUUGUUCUCAAGAUUACAACUGUAAAAACAGACAUACGACGUAUUUCAGGUUUAGUAACUGAUGUAGCAUCACUCUCAAAUUCUGUGCAAGAAUUAGAAAACAAAAUAGGAAAGGUAGAAAAACAUACAGUAAAAAACAUAGGUGAUCUUCUUUCAAGCAGCAUUGACCGAACAACAAUGCUUCGAAAGAUAGCAUCUGAAAAUUCACAAAGAAUUAACUCUGUGAAGAAGACACUCUCUGAGCUGAAGAGUGAUCUCAACAAGCACACUGAUUGGUUUCUAAGCUUAGAAAGGGACAGAGCCAGAGUUCUGAAGACAGUGACGUUUGCAAAUGAUCUGAAACCAAAGGUGUAUAAUCUAAAGAAGGACUUCUCCCGCUUAGAACCAUUGGUAAAUGACUUAACACUACGCAUUGGGAGACUGGUUACUGAUUUACAACAAAGAGAAAAAGAAAUUGCGUACUUAAAAGAGAAAAUAUCUAACUUAACAAUAGUCCAAGCUGAGAUUAAGGAUAUUAAAGAUGAAAUAACACACAUUUCAGAUAUGGGUUAGUUUGACAUUAUUGAUAUUUGACUGAAGUAACUUUUUUUUAAAAAUGGGACCUCUUAUGGAAAGACUGGUAAAUUAGAAAUAAUGAUAUUUUGGAGUAAUUACCAUUUUGUAUUUGAUUCUAUUUUGUACAGUAAAAAUGAAAUUUGUAAACAGGUUGAACACUUGAUUUUUUAAAAAUAAAUGUGCUAAAACCUA
Molecule: messenger RNA, 1116 nt
Organism: Carlito syrichta (Philippine tarsier)
Lineage: Eukaryota; Metazoa; Chordata; Mammalia; Primates; Tarsiidae
Product: inhibitor of nuclear factor kappa-B kinase-interacting protein-like
Exons: 3
Coding region: 187-921 (244 amino acids)
Source: RefSeq, a predicted model, not a curated record